AUGCCGAUCAUCCGGCCCGCUGGGUGCGCUUCUCAGCUCCCCGGCCCUGGAUGUGAGGAGAAGCGGCGCGCCAUCGCCGUCGAGACCGCGGCGAAGCUUGCCGCCAACCGCGCUGCGGCGGAGGCGGCGCAGCGAGCGAGGAAGGCGGAGCGCUCGUCGGCCGAGGCUGCGGAGCGAGAGGCGCAGAGGGAAGCGCUCGCGGUUCGCAAGGCGGACGAGGCGGCGGCGGCGCGGCAGAGGGAGGAAGCUGCGGAGAGGCGGAAGAGAGAGGCGGAGGCGAAGCGGCUCGUGCGGCUGGAGGAGCAGAAGGAGGCCAAGAAGGCGGCCAAGGAGAAGAGGAAGGCGCAGCGCAACGCGCCAUCCGCCUUUGCGGUGGAGAAGGAGCGCGAGAAGCGCGCCGCGGCCAAGAAGGCGGAGGCGCUCGCAGCUGAGCUCGCGGCCGACGAGGCGCAAAACGCAGCCGAGGAGGAGGCGAGGCGCGAGCAGCUGGCAACGGCUGAGGCCGAGGCGGCGGCUAUGGCGGCAGCGGAGGCGGAGGAGGUCGCAGCAGCUGAGGAGGCGGCGGUGCUUGCGACGGCGGCGGCGGCCAUCGCUGCCGCCAAAGCGAGACGUUCGGAUGCAGCUGCUGCGAAGGCCACGGCGCUGGCAGAGGCCAACGCCAAGGCGCGGGCAGCGACCGAGGCGGCAGAGGAGCACUCCCAGUACGUGUAGAGGAGGGUGAGCAAAUGAACCAUGUGGGGGCAGCGGCGCGGUUUAGGUUUCUUACAGAUCAGUACAGAAC
Emiliania huxleyi CCMP1516 is the source of this 781-nucleotide messenger RNA. RefSeq lists its product as hypothetical. The transcript has 3 exons. NCBI's taxonomy places the organism in Eukaryota, Haptophyta, Isochrysidales, Noelaerhabdaceae. The record is from RefSeq and is a predicted model, not a curated record. The coding region runs from base 1 to 711 and encodes 236 amino acids.